Molecule: messenger RNA, 444 nt
Organism: Symbiodinium pilosum
Lineage: Eukaryota; Dinophyceae; Suessiales; Symbiodiniaceae
Source: the annotation of a GenBank genome assembly
AUGGAGGAUGCGAACCAAGCGGAGGUGGUUGAGCUCGGAUUCGAGGAGACCUAUCCGUUGCGUGAGGCUGUGCUAUGGCCCGGGAGACCUGACCUCGCAGCUCUCGAUUGCGACCCGCACGGGAAGCACUGGGGAAUGCGACGGCGUGGUGAACUUGUGUCUGUGAUCUCGGUGUUUGUGGAUGGUGAUGGCCGCGAGGCUCAGUUCAGGAAGUUUGCUACUGCUUUGGAGUGCCAGGGGCAAGGGCUGGGCUCUAUACUCCUGAAGCAUGUGAUGGACCAAGCACAGCAACAAGGAGUGCAUCGCUUGUGGUGCAAUGCCCGCUCCAACCAGGCUGGGUUCUACGAAAAGAGAGGUAUGCAGCCUGCGGACGGUGGAGCCACAUUCCUCAAGAACGGCGUAGAGUACAUAUGCAUGGAGAUGGACCUCAGAGACAGUCCCUGA